Molecule: messenger RNA, 1795 nt
Organism: Hydra vulgaris (swiftwater hydra)
Lineage: Eukaryota; Metazoa; Cnidaria; Hydrozoa; Anthoathecata; Hydridae
Source: RefSeq, a predicted model, not a curated record
AUUGAUCCUCGGCACACGCAGAAAAAACAACGCAAUACUUUACAAGUGCUAUUAACAUUUCUAAUUUUGAAACCAAAAAUUUGCAAUGACGUUUGUUAAAAAUUUACUUCUAUUUUUGCUAUUGCUGGGAGUCACUAAUAAAGUAUUUUCUGCCCCAAUAAAUGAACAAACAGAAAAUCUUCGCAAUGAAGAUCAAUUAAACAUUGCAGAAGAUAAAGAAGAUAGCACCGAAGAAGACAGCGCCGAAGAGUCUGGAGAUGUUGACACGGAAGGCAGUGGAGUCGUAUCAGAAUUAUCUAAAGAGAAGGAUGAAGAAAAGCGGCAAUAUAUCACACCAAGAAAUAAAAUUGCUGUCCACAAAACCAAACAAGAUAAAAAUGCAAAAAAACGAGGAUGUGGUAAACGAGGCUGCGGCGAUGAUGAUGAUGAAGGCGACCGAGAUGAAGAUAAUCAUCACGAAAAAGGUGAAGAAAUGCAUCAUCAUCAUCAUCAUGGCCACCAUGAGCAUGAGCAUGAACAUCAUCAUCACGGACAUCAUCACGGAUUUAUUCAUGAGUGGGGACAAGAAGAAGGAGGUGAACAUCAUGGCCAUGAAGGUCAUGGUCAUCAUGAACAUUGCAAUGAACACGAGCAUGAACACGAACACGAGGAACAUCAAGGACAUGAGGGGGGACACCACGAAGAAGAUUGUGAAGGAUGUGAAGGAGGUGGUGGUGGAGGCGGUGGUGGUGGAUGGCUAGUUAAUAAAAAAUUCUCGGAAAAAGUUGCAAGUCGUCGUCAAAAUAUUUAUGACAAAUUUCCAUUAGCUUAUCACUGCCGCGAUAUAGUUAGUACAAGUGGAAAGGUUUCACCAACUAAACGGUUUUGCGUUCCACUUGUUCGUAGAGCUGCAAUAGCAUGGGCUGAUUUUUCUUUGCCAUCAAAUAAAAAUAAACAAAAAAAUACCAGAACUAAAAAAAGAAAUACUCUUGAAAGAGCAGUUAAAAAACAAACGGUGCACAUCGGUUAUGGUUAUGCAAGUGGAGACAAUUAUAGAUUAGGCUAUCAACUUGGUGGCAUGGGAGGACUAGAGUCUUCAUUUUCUGGUGCUGUUCUUCCUAAUAAAAAUUUUGGUGCAAGAGAACCAAAUAAAAAAUCAAUAAUUAGUUCUGGAAUUAAAAGAAAUGGCGUUGGAAAAAGGACAGAUUUAGGUUUUGAACCACCAGUUAACAAUGCAGGUGGUUCAUCAACGCCAUAUGGACAUCCAGUAACUCAUCCUGGGUUUACUACAAUGGGUUAUCCUGGCCAAGCAAUGGCCUCAGCUGAUGUCAGAAAUAAAAUAAUACAACCCUUUUAUAAAUCAACAAAAAGUAUAUAUGACCGCCAGCCAGUGUUUAUUGAAGAUUAUCAGUUGGAUAAUAGAAACCAGCAUUUUGAAACACUACCGAGAUAUGUGUCCGUACUAGCCGAAUAAUCAAUGCAAUAUGUGUAUGCGUAGUUGUAUUUUGCGUGACAGUGUGAUUAAAUUGCUCCUUUGUUAGUGUGUGUGUGUGUCGUUAAUGUUUUUUUUAUUUAUUUCUUUUUUGUUAUUUGUAAGCGUAUAUGUAGAUGGAGAGCGAGAGUGAGUAACAAAGCCUAAAAAAACGUCGUUGCAUAAAGAAAUAACUAAUGAAUAGAAAAUUAUUUGUAAUAUUUUUGCGGUUACUAAUUAAAAUUUGUUUUAAUGUUAGUGUAAUGUUAAUAAGUUUCUAUGUUGUUUAUAGGUUACUGUAUUGUUGAGAAAGAGUUAUAAAUAUAUUUAUAAAUAGCUGCAUAA